UCUCUCUUAUUCUUGAUUCCAUGUGGGCAAUAAAAGACAGACAAGCAACAAUAAAAAUGGUGUCUUGGGUGCGUCUUAAGUAAGCCCAUUACAAAUCUGAGAUCGAAAUCAUAGAAUCAAAUAUGGGUCUUAUUAAGGGUGAACUUGUGAGAAAUGUCUUCUUCUCCAAGAACAAAUCCAUUAAUAGAAUUAAUCAUGAUCAAGCUCAAGAAAGAAAAAAAUGGAGUAAGAUGAGAUCUUAUCUCUGUGGAGACGAAUUCAAUUCUGUCCUCGCUGAACAUGAUUCAGACUCAUUUAGAAGCUUCUCCGCCGUCAUUUCUUCCCAACCACCUCAUCAGAAUUCCAGUGAAGAUCAUGGAGAAGAAGAAGAAGAAUCAGCCAUGAUCAUGAAAUCUACAACUGAAAACUCUGAAUUCAGUAUCACCCAACAACCCAUUUCAGUUGUUGAAAAACAGAGAUCAACCGCCGAUCUAUUCCGUGAAGAAGACGCUGCAAUUACAAUCCAAUCAGCUUUCAGAAACUUUCAGGCGAGGCAUAGAAGCAAAGAGAUGAUUGAAACAGAGGAAUCCAUAGGAACAUCACUAGAAGUUCAAACUGGAAACUCAAUUGUUCAAGAAAAACUAACCAAGAAAUUACAGCAGAAAGCUAGAACUGGUUCAUCUUCAUUAAAGCUAAAAGAGGAUUGGGAUGAUAGCACAGUUAGCAGCAACAUAUCAAAAAUGAGGAUUCAAAACAGAGUUGAAGCAAUGACAAGACGUGAGAGAGCUUUAGCAUAUGCAUUCUCACAGCAGCUAAGAAUAUGUUCAAAGAAGAAAGAAGCAGAAACCUCAACAGACAUGGCAUGGAGCUGGUUGGAGCGGUGGAUGGCUACAAGACUUCCAGAAAAUAAUAAUAAUAAUUCAACUGUUGAAAGCCAUAACGGUAACAAAGAUCAAUCAUUUAUCAUGAAGAAGAGACUCCUUGAUAUAGGAGUUGAAGAAAAGGAAAGCUGUGGAUCUAAUGAGGUUUCAUCUACUCUUCAAAUUGAAAGUAUUAUUACCAAGAACAGAGUAAAACAGACAAGAACAGUGUCAAGGAAGAAGGUAAACAAGAAAGAGGAUUGAUGAAGAAAGAAGGAAUGAUUGAAUGGAGAAGAUGAUCAAGUGUUGUGUUAGUAUAAUUACUUCUUCUAGGUGUGUGUGUGUAUAUGAUCAUAUGACUAAAAAAGUCAAAUAAAAGAUUAGUAGUUUGAAUAAGUGUUGUUUGAUUAUGAUUGGGAAAGAUGGUUCUCACUAUUUAGGCAUGUCUUAUGUUUGUAUAUUGUACUUAUUUUCAAACAUGUUUGUUCAUGUUUGAGGACUACUAAUAUUAUUUAUGAAAAAACUAGGCUAUAUGUUUAUCUUAUA
Impatiens glandulifera is the source of this 1385-nucleotide messenger RNA. Its product is annotated as protein IQ-DOMAIN 33. Gene Ontology annotation, molecular function: protein binding. NCBI's taxonomy places the organism in Eukaryota, Viridiplantae, Streptophyta, Magnoliopsida, Ericales, Balsaminaceae. The transcript is spliced from 2 exons. The coding region runs from base 123 to 1103 and encodes 326 amino acids. The record is from RefSeq and is a predicted model, not a curated record.